This is a messenger RNA of Bombina bombina (fire-bellied toad), 4042 nucleotides long. RefSeq names its product zinc finger and BTB domain containing 2 (gene ZBTB2). Gene Ontology annotation, biological process: regulation of transcription by RNA polymerase II. Gene Ontology annotation, molecular function: RNA polymerase II cis-regulatory region sequence-specific DNA binding; protein binding; DNA-binding transcription factor activity, RNA polymerase II-specific. The transcript is spliced from 4 exons. The coding region runs from base 448 to 1986 and encodes 512 amino acids. Gene Ontology annotation, cellular component: nucleus. NCBI's taxonomy places the organism in Eukaryota, Metazoa, Chordata, Amphibia, Anura, Bombinatoridae. The record is from RefSeq and is a predicted model, not a curated record.
GAUGGCGGCUGCGGCAACCUCCCUUUACCAGAGGAAACGAAACGCGCACUGUAUGUGAGAGAGAACUGGGGGAUGGGAAGACGACUGUUGCCGCCACAGACUUCUCGCCUCACACUCCCCCGGCGGGAGAGAACUAUUGCAAAGCAGCUCCAGCUGCUCCCCCACUGACAGUCAUGUGACCUUAACGUAACCGGACAGGAAAGCACCGACCGUUUUCCCCCCUCCCUCUUCUCGGAGAGGAAGAGCAAGACGACGACGGAGAAGAAAGCUCGCACCGAGCACGGUCUCUCGCUCUUUAUAUUUCAAGAAUCAUUUCAGAUUAAAAAGGGAAGGGGGGAGGAGUGGAGUGUCUCCUCUUCCUACUUUCCCAGACCCUUUCCGUGGGCGUCCCAGCCUAACCUCAUCAACAUUUCUAAACUGGCACUUUUUAAAUUGCACUAAAAAAAGAUGGAUUUAGCCAACCAUGGACUUAUUCUUCUGCAGCAAUUAAAUGCCCAGAGAGAGUUUGGAUUUUUGUGUGAUUGCACAGUUGCAAUAGGAGAUGUCUACUUCAAAGCACACAAAUCGGUCCUUGCAUCAUUUUCUAAUUACUUCAAGAUGCUCUUUGUGCACCAGACAAGUGAAUGUGUUCGCUUGAAGUCAACAGACAUUCAGCCAGACAUCUUUAGUUAUCUUUUACACCUGAUGUACACUGGAAAAAUGGCACCUCAGCUGAUUGAUCCCGUAAGGCUAGAGCAAGGAAUAAAGUUUUUACAUGCAUAUCCUUUGAUCCAGGAAGCCAGCCUAGCAAGUCAUGGUGGGUUUUCUCACCCGGAUCAAGUUUUUCCACUUGCCUCUUCUCUUUAUGGAAUUCAAAUUGCAGAUCACCAGAUAAGGCCCCCAGCAAAAGUUGCUGCUGAAAAGGCAAACCGUGACACUCGGCCUCAGACAUCCAGACUGAGUCAGGAUCCUGCAACAGAGAAUGUGCAGAUAACUCAACUUCCAUCUGCAUUGCCUCAAGCUAACAGGACAAAUUUAACCUUUUCUGAGCCUGUUCAUACUCCCUUAUCUCCUGAGCCAACUUCAUCAGUUUUACCUGCAGCUUCUUCUCUAGAGGAAAAUAGCAUGGAGGAAUCACAGAGUGAAGAACAGAACACAUCACUGACAAUCGCCCAUGUCAAGCCAAGCAUUAUGAAGAGGAAUGGGAGCUUCCCCAAGUACUAUGCUUGCCAUUUGUGUGGGAGACGGUUUAAUCUGAGAAGUAGCUUGCGAGAACACCUUCAGCUCCACACUGGAAUUCCAUUUAGUGUCACUAGUGGGCAGACUGACACCAGCAUCUCCCCUUCCUUCUGCAACAAUGGAUCUGAGUUAGGAAAAGAUGUGAUGGAGACAACAGAGGCUGGCAUUAUCAGUGACAGUGACAUGCCACAGAUCUCUGACUCUCCGAUUAUUGAUGGACAGCAACAAGCGGAAACACCACCCCCUACAGACAUUGCCGAUAUUGAUAAUCUAGAGCAGGCUGACCAAGAGCGAGAGGUCAAACGCCGUAAAUAUGAGUGCACCAUCUGUGGGCGUAAGUUUAUCCAAAAGAGCCACUGGAGAGAACAUAUGUAUAUCCAUACUGGAAAGCCAUUCAAGUGCAGCACCUGCGAUAAGAGUUUCUGUAGGGCAAACCAGGCUGCCCGUCAUGUGUGUCUUAAGAGUUCUGAUACUUACACAGUGGUGGAUAAGCAGACUCUUGAGCUGUGCUCAUUCGAUGAAGGCAGCCAAAUGGACAACAUGCUAGUUCAGACGAAUAAACGUUACAAGUGCAACCUGUGCGACAAAACAUUCUCAACACCCAAUGAGGUUGUUAAACAUACAUGCCAAGCUCAAAACUCUGAUGUCUUUGCUCUGGAAGAGGAAGGGAAGUCUAUCCUCUUGAGCAGUGGGGACUCUGAAACUGCAGACAAUGAGCACUCUAUGUUAACCUCUAUCAAAAAAGAGCAAGAAACUGUAUUAGAUUAACUUUGAUGCUAUGUAUUUUUCAUUACCUGCUACGUACAUUUUUCCUUUUUUUAAAAAAAAAAAAACAAAAACUAGAAAGUCUGUAAUUUUGAUCUCUUCCGUCCCUCUGCUUUUUUUCAGCAGCAUAGCUUUGGACUAUAGUGACUUUCCCACAAAAACAAACCUGUUUUGUCUUGGAUAACAUUUUCUGUAUUUGAGAACUCACAUUUCCAUUUUUUUUGUUAGCUUUGUCUUAGGGAACUGGAAAAGAUGAGAACACCUCCAUUCUGACAAAAGAACUACUGAGAUUUAUUAGAUUAAACUUACUUGUUCAUGGAAAACGUGAUGAAUUUGUGUAUAAUGGUGGAAAUGAAUUUUGUGGAAGAGACAUUUUAAUAAAUUUAAAUGCAUACAUACUUUAAUAUAUCAUGAUUAUUUUCAUCAAGGCACAGGUCAUGUUGGAAGGAUGUCUUGCAUUCUUAACAAUAUACAAGUGGCUGAUCAUAGAUUACUAAAAAAAAAUACAUAAUUUUGUUACUAUGGGUCUGGAGCUUUUCGUUUAAUUCUGUAGAGCUAGGAAAUCCUGACUUUUCGGAAGAAAUAACUAUGCAGCUGUAUGAACUAAUAUUUAGAUGUUAGUUUUGCCUUUUUUUUUGUUUCUCAAAGGGUUUAAUGCAACACCUUUCCAAAGGCUCCUGUCUUAAACAAAUGUCUAUUUUAAUUUCUUGUUGGAAGUAAAAAUCUCCAUUAAAAAUGCAUUACUAUGUCUUCAAUGUCAGAAGACAAAAUAAUGUGCCACAGGUUUUUAAAAUACUAGGAUCAAAUGUGCUGGUUCGGAAUCGGGGCACUAUUUAUAAAUAUAUUAUUUGAAAAGUCUCAGCUAUAGCUUGCUGGAAUAAGACCAUAACAUUUCGAAGAUGUAUUUAACAUAUUUUCAUGUAUAAAACUAUGUAACACCCAGCAGUUCUUGCUAAUGCAUUGGUACUGAACUCCAAGGUUGAUAACUAUAAACAUAGGUUGUUUUUGCAGGGCUAUCUAAAUAUCUGUUUGGUUUAAAUGCAUUAAUGAGUCAUCUUUUCCAUCUUCUAGUUAAAGCUUCAAAUAAAGACACUAACCCAGCAGUAUACAUUAGGUUUACCUCCAUUAAUGAGAAUUGUUAGCUUUUCGUAUUGAGGUUAAAACGAUUUGUUCUUUAUUUAUUCUUUGUUCAGUAUUUCAGAAAGAUUCAUAUUUUUUUUUAUGAUCAACUCCAUAAUCAAUACCCCUCCCCCCCCCUAAAAAUAGUCCUCUUUAGUAUCAUUACCAGUAGAUAUAUAUUUCUAUUGUAAAACGUGUUAAUUUAGCACCAUCUUGUUGUUCAUUGAUAUGCUGCAUGGGGUAUGUUAAAACGAUGUACCUUACAUUAUUUUGUGGGAUAAUGAAAUUUUGCAUAGCUACCUGCCGUGCCUUAAUGUUCUUCCAGCUAGACAUGCCCAAUAGACUCUUUUCUAACCACUUAAAGCCCUUAUCUGAAUUUAUUAUUUUCUUAGCUUGUUCCUUUGUUACAUAUGAGCCAUUUCUUUCUUAAUCACAUUGUAAUUUUGUGUAUCCCAACAUUUGUUUGCAAAUGUGCCAAUAAAUAAAACCAUAUAUUUGUCUAAAAUUCUUUUUUUUUUUUUUUAUACAAACAAUUUGUUUUUGUUUAUACAUUCAUUUCUUAAACCCAUUCUAGUUACUAAUCCCAGAGAGAGUGAAAAUGUUCAGAAUAUUAAAUGCGGGUUGUAAAAUGACCUCUGUUGUGAAUUCUUAGGAGCUUCUUUAGAACUGUUGCAGAUUUGUUUCUGAAAUAGCUGUUGCUUUUAUUUUCGCUACAAGCGCUCACAGUGAUGAGAUGUAGAUUUGUUUCCUCUCAUUAUUUGGCAUUUCAUCUUUAACAAUAUUCAUUUAUACAUGGAACUUUAUUUGAUUUUUUUGAAUUUUUUUUUAAUGCAGCAGUUGUAGGAAAUAUGCUUCAAUUAACCUGUUGCUUAAUAUCCAUUGUCACAUAUAUUAACUUUAUUUUCUUCAAAAUAAAAGCAAACUUUUUUUGAUAAAACAA